Messenger RNA from Mesorhabditis belari, 1110 nucleotides. The record is from the annotation of a GenBank genome assembly. Lineage: Eukaryota; Metazoa; Nematoda; Chromadorea; Rhabditida; Rhabditidae.
AUGAGCCCAAAAUCUUCUGUGGAUAAACGAAAACGAAUGCGCCAACUCCCAAAAGCCACCAAUUUUUCUCCAGAAGAGUUACUCGUUCUUUUUACUGAAUUGGCCGCUCGUUUCGAUGGUUAUUUCCCUUUAAGAUCACCACAAACAAAUGCUGCACCAAGUCGUCUACAGAUUUGUGGUGAAAUCGCUGCAAUCAUUACGAGAAAAUGCGGAUUUGAGCGAAAAGAUAAACAAGUUCUGGAAAGGAUUCGAUUAGAAAUAAAUCGAUUAAAAGGACGACUGGAACUGGAGAAGGCAGUUCAAACCGAUGCAUCGCUUUCAUAUAAAUUACAUCCACUUCCCUUGUAUCUUGUAGAAAUCGAGCCAUUAUUUCGACAAUAUAACCAAUUAGAUGAAAGAGCCUCAUCAUCGUGUCAGAUCAACGAUUCAAUAGAUAGAUAUCGACAUUUCAACACUUUUCAUGAAGGUUCAAUUUCCGUACUUGAUUUAUUUGAUGGCGGAUCAUCGACCUCCUUUUCAAGUCCAAUCAGUUUUGAAGAAGAAUUGUCAAAUAAACGAGUGCAAAUCACAACACCAAAUUCAUUCGCAAAAACAUUCAACUCUGAGAAGGAUGUUUGUAGCAGUUGUGUGAGUGAAGAAACAAGAGAUCGAAUGAGAAUUUGCACGACUUGUCUCAUCAAUUUGGGAGUUGAAAUUAAUGAAAGCAACUUCGAAGAGUUGCUUCUGCGAGCAUAUUGUGCGAAUUGCGCAAUGGAUGGACAUGUCGAUAAAGGACAUCGAACAGAGAAAAUAGCCAAUUAUGAUAAGCAAUAUCAAGUUUGCCAGGAGAUCAAUGCAAAGGUGUCCAUGCUGAAAGAUGAAAUAACGAUGAUAAAAGGAGAAUAUUUUGAAGCCUUUGAUGCGAUCCAACAAUUUGACCAAAUCAUGAAGCUUCCGUUUGACGACAAACAUCCAUGCUUUCAAAAUUCGUCGAAAUUCCUUGAAUAUCUCGAUGAACUCACAACGAUGUUGAAGAUGAAAAAUGAGAUUGAUAAAAAGAUUCAAGUGUUUUGGCAGGAGUUUCAGCAUCAACUCCAGGAUUUGAAACCCUCACCAAAUCUAAAUAAACUA